Molecule: messenger RNA, 1035 nt
Organism: Cynocephalus volans (Philippine flying lemur)
Lineage: Eukaryota; Metazoa; Chordata; Mammalia; Dermoptera; Cynocephalidae
Gene: CD5L
Product: CD5 molecule like
Exons: 6
Coding region: 1-1035 (344 amino acids)
Biological process (GO): peptidyl-lysine oxidation
Cellular component (GO): membrane
Molecular function (GO): protein-lysine 6-oxidase activity
Source: RefSeq, a predicted model, not a curated record
AUGACGAACCCAAUGCUAUUUGCACUGGACCUAGCCUCUCAGCACCAGCUAAUAUUCCAUCUCUUUUCAGAGUCUUCAUCCAGAGUGCAACUGGUGGGAGGCCCGCACCGCUGUGAAGGGCGAGUGGAGAUAGACUGGAAUGGCCAGUGGGGUACCGUGUGUGAUGACGGCUGGGACAUAAAUGAUGUUGCUGUGCUGUGCAGGGAGCUGGGCUGUGGAGCAGCCAAAGGAACACCCAGUGGUAUUUUGUACAAGCCAUCAAAAGAAAAAGAGCAGAAAGUCCUCAUCCAACAGGUUAAUUGUAAUGGGAUGGAAGAUACACUAGAUGAGUGUGAGCCAAGUGAUGUUUUUGAUUGCCAGUAUGACGAGUCUGCAGGGGCAUCGUGUGAGAACCCAGAGAGUGUGCGGCUGGCUGAUGGUCCUGGGCGCUGCCAGGGCCGAGUGGAGCUAAAGCACGAAGGCCAGUGGAGCACAGUGUGCAAAACAGGCUGGAACCUCCAAGCCACAAAGGUGUUGUGCCGGCAGCUGGGAUGUGGGAAGGCUGUACAAACCCACAAACGUUGCAACAAGGAUACCCGGGGCCAUGGACCCAUCUGGCUGAGCCAGAUGUCAUGCUCAGGAAAAGAAGCAACUCUUCAGGAUUGCCCUUCUGGGCCUUGGGAGAAGAACAACUGCACCCACGAUGAGGACACGUGGGUUGAAUGUGAAGAUGCCUUUGCCUUGAAGCUGGUAGGAGGAGACAACUUGUGCUCUGGGCGCCUGGAGGUGCUGCACAAGGGUGUGUGGGGCUCUGUCUGUGAUGAUGGCUGGGGAAAAAAGGAGGACCAGGUGGUAUGCAAGCAGCUGGGCUGUGGGAAGUCCCUCUCUGCAUCCCCCAAAGUCCGGAAAAGCUACGGCCCUGGGGUUGGCCGCAUCUGGCUGGAUGAUGUUCGUUGCUCAGGGGAGGAGCAGUCCCUGGAACAGUGCCAGCACAGGUUUUGGGGGUAUCACGACUGCACCCACAAGGAAGAUGUGGCUGUGAUCUGCACAGAAUAG